This is a messenger RNA of Acanthopagrus latus (yellowfin seabream), 2841 nucleotides long. Its product is annotated as tetraspanin-8-like. Bases 202 to 975 code for a protein of 257 amino acids. The record is from RefSeq and is a predicted model, not a curated record. Gene Ontology annotation, cellular component: membrane. The transcript has 9 exons. NCBI's taxonomy places the organism in Eukaryota, Metazoa, Chordata, Actinopteri, Spariformes, Sparidae.
AGCCCUUUCGACAACCAGCAUUUCCCGACCGCACUUGAAAGCGGCACGGAGCAUCCUCACACCAGCGCGUCACGGUGACGUCCUGACUGUGCGGAGAAAAAAAUAGGUGCCCUUACAGUUAAAAACCAACAGCUCUGGAGAUUUAAUAUUUGUUUUUCUUUAUGUAAGAAGGGCGUCUGAGAGGCUCGGGAGAGAAGCGGCAUGAUGCAGCGGAGCGCAGUGAUCGUGGUGGCGGACAAGACGAGCCUGAAGAGGCCGUUUAUCUUCGCAAAUGCUGUUCAUAUGGCGCUGUGCUUCUUCAUGUUGACGAUGACUGUAGCCUGGCACCGAGACCUCCUGCAAACCGGCAAACUGGUGUCCAAUGUUUCUGUUGUGAUCAUGUACGUCAUGGAGAUCGGCUGCCUGCUGCUCUCUGUGCUCGGGGUGUUCGGAGCCUGUACAGGAAAGAGAUGGUGUCUGAUUCUGUAUGCAACUGGGAUGGCAGCAGCCAGUCAAACAAUCAUUGUGAGAACAGCACUAAGUUACCAGGAUAUUUAUGAGAAACGUGUGGUCCGUGAAGAGACCAAGUUGCUGUCCAUGAUGCCACUUUCUGGAACCAGCAAAGCCAACAGGACCCUGCUGUACAGUAUUCAACAAGAAUUUGAGUGCUGCGGUCUUAUCGAAGGCUACAAAGACUGGGGCUCCUCCAUCCCUCCUUCCUGUAACUGUCAGUAUCCAGGAAAAUGCAUUCGACUACGGGGCAGCGCCACACUCGGGGCUCCCAAGAACCAGUAUGUUUAUCAAGAGCCUUGCCUACCAAUUUAUGUUUCUGAACUGAAGCUUGCAUUCUCGCUGGCGAUGGGUAUACAGUUUGGAAGUGGAGUGUUUUGGGUGGUUUUACUCGUCAUGAGCAUCAAGCUGAUGGGCCAGAUAAAGAGGAAACAGGAGUUCAUGGCUCUCCUCCAAUCAAACAGAUAUGUUCCUGGUGCCUUCUAGUCACCGUUUUUGUUAUACAAAUUCCAAGUUAUUAUCAAAAGUACCUUGUAUUGAAUUUGCACAUGUAAACACAUACUGCUGUAUACCAUAAUCUGGCUAAUUUGUGCUAUAGCAACACAUGUUGACAUUGUAAUUUUCUAUUAACACGUGUUUAAUGCAUGUAACAGCUAUUGGAAAGUAACCAACAUGCAAAGAUACAUUUCAAAUAAGUCUUUUUCUUUUUGCAGUUUAAGGAAAUUUAUUGAUCUCCAUCACAUAUUCACAUUGCUUUUCUGUUACCUUACCGAGCAAUAACCUGCUGUUUGUUCUCUUUGAGUAGCCGCAGUCUAUCCUGGAAUUUUGCUAUUUACAGUAAGUGUUGUUUUAUCUGGAUAUUAUUCCUUUUCUCCAUUUCCUCCGUUCCUGGACACACCAGUGAGUCAGAUAUUAAAGGGUAAUUUGAGUAUUUAUCUACCUGGACUUCAUUUUGCCAUAUUUUUGUGUGUAACCUAUUAAUGGGGGCAACAUUUUUUUAAUCCAAUGCAGUGAAUAAAAGGGUUUAUUUCACCUGAAGCAGAGUUGGUAAAAAGUGGAAAGAUGAACCGGUGUGGUCUGGGUGAGUUUUAGCCUGGUUAAACAAAAGGAUCUUGGGAUUUAUCGAAAAAAAGUCUUCAUCUCUCGUUAUCCUUUCCGUAACAUUGUCCUAUACACUCAGAAUAACGCCGUCUUGGUUAGUCUUUCCAUUGUUCCAACAAUCACCAACCCAAGUUUGGUUAAAUGGACCCUUGAAUUGAUUCACUGCAUUUGAUUUAAAUAUUCGGUUUGUUCCUUUGCUUUGUUUGGGGGAGGGGGGGGUUGGGUCUGAAGAUACCUCCUGCUGGCAGAGUUAAAGAUUUUACAAUUUUGAGACGAAUGUAGUCUUCAUGAUCAUACGACACGUGACCAGUUGAUGCUAGUGAACCAGUAAACACAACGAAAUACAUUUACUCGAUUAAUGGCUUUAAUAUAAACACUUUGUCGACUGGACCAACUUUUCUUAAACAUGCAUAUUUAGAUACGCGUACAUGUCUUUAGCUCACGCAUUGAAUUUUCAGCAGUAUAGCAGACCACUAACCUCUGAGCAAAAUAAUAGUAUUAAUGAGCCUCAUGUAGCACCUUUCUUAAACAGUGUUUACAAAGCGCUUUCAUUGAGAUAUAAUCGUUUAGUUAUCGCUGAGCAAUGUAAUUUUUCUUGGGUGAAUAAUCAGGUUAGACAAAGGAAUGAGCCGCACGGCUCUCAUUGGGACACCAGAAUGUCUUGAUGCCUUGUGAAUAAGCACAUUGUAUAUCUGAAACCUCAUCACUCCGUCUAGUUUCUCUAAAGCACAUUUAGCGAGUAGGUGACCAUGUCCGCCAGAAGGAGAGGGGACUCUGGUUGGUUGCACAUUCAGUAGACAUGCAGUAAAUCCUGAACUAAGUCUGCCUCCACAAUUUGGAUUUCAAGGUUUGGAGAAAUGUUGGCAGGGGGGGACCUGCAGUCGGACAGGUCGUGAGAGGCUCUCGUAAGGAAACGUGUCACCGAUGUUCUUGCAGAGACUGUAAUGUCCCAACUGAUGCCACUCUCACCGAAGAAGCCUUUUACGCCACAUCACUUCCAAAUAUGACUUGCUGCAUGAGCUGCCUGCGGUUGAAAUGUCUCCUUGACUAAUAUGCUGUCAAACGUAUUUCAUCUGAAAACGGCAGGUCCAGUGUCUACCAGUGCACUUUAACCAUUAAUGCCUAAUAUACGACAUGUUCUUGCAAAGUACAGUAUUAUUGUUUCUGUCACACACUUUUUUUUUUAAUUUAUUUACGGAAUGAACGUAUGUAAAAUUUUGUAAAUAGCAGGAAUAAAAUAUGUGAUUCUUG